Messenger RNA from Parnassius apollo (apollo), 1557 nucleotides. The record is from the annotation of a GenBank genome assembly. Lineage: Eukaryota; Metazoa; Arthropoda; Insecta; Lepidoptera; Papilionidae.
AUGAAGCCCGCGAAGAAAUGCAAUACGCUGUCAAAAGCGAGUAGAAAUAAGCUUAUCAUGCACACAACUUUGGGUGCUACUCUCAUAAUGCUCGCAAUUACAUCAUAUAUACUGGAUCCUGUCUAUCUAAUCGCUAAAUACCAAUUGCGUUUUGCACGUGGCACAAAGUUCUACGACUUGCUGAAAGCUGACGAGAUACAAGGAGCCUACGUAUCUGCAUACUUGUUUAACGUCACCAACGAGAAGGAGUUCCUCAGCGGACAAGAUCACCAGCUCAAAGUGCAAGAGGUCGGCCCAUUCACGUACCAGGAGAAACGAAUAAACAAAAAUUUCGAGCUGGAUGAAGAGUUGCAGGAGCUGCGUUACAACCCCUAUAUUACAGCGACAUUCGUACCCGAGAUGUCUAUUGGUGACCCAGCGGAUUUCAACGUGACUCUUCCGAAUCCGGUGUUAUUGGCAGCAUCCACAACCAUGUCGACGUAUUCAUUCUGGAGCCAGAUAGCUCUGAACAUACUUACAAAGCGAUACGAAUCUAAGGCGUUAUUAACAAAGCGUGUCCAGGACUUCCUCUGGGGCUACGAUGAGCCCCUCCUUGCGUUGGGAAACACCGUGAUGCCUGGCUGGAUCAACUUCAGGAAGAUGGGCUUCUUAGAUAGGCUCUACGAUAACACCCGACCCUACAAGAUAGAACUGAGCGUGAACGAUGAGGAUAAAUUUAAGAUCAAACGUGUUAAUGGAGUCAGUGGAUUGGCGUGUUGGAACUAUGAAAACCCUAGUUUACGUACUCGGUGCAACAGUUUCGAAGAUGUUUAUGAAGGCUUCUCCUACCCACCUGGUCUGACGCCGGAGACACCAAUCAGAAUAUAUCGGAACGUCUUCUGCAGAAUUCUGGAGCUCGAUUAUGCGUAUACGAAAACAGUGGACUACGGCCCAGAAGGUUACCUCUACAAGAUCAGUAACCGCACCUACACAAUGAACCCUGACAAAAAAUGUUUAUGCAAUCGACUAGGAUGCGUCGAUGGACUGUCCGACUUGUCGCCUUGCUUUUAUGGCUUUCCUUUCAUGCUGUCCAAUGCGCAUUUCUACGGCGCCGACCCCAAAGUGCACGAGCGCUUGGAUGGCAUCGCUCCGGUCGAGGAGAAACAUGGCGGAUCAUUCUUAGUAGAAUGGAAACUCGGUACGGCUUUGAUGACGUCGAUGACGUUCCAGCUGAACAUCCCGGUGGGCGACGUCAGCUUCAACAAGGAGGUCAAGCCCUUCUCCAACAUGACUAUCCCAAUUGUUUAUUUCUUAGUGACUCAACCAGAACUUGCGGAUAACGUGAAAACAGCGUUUUGGUUCAUCUACGUGGCAGGUCCUUACACGAUGCUGGCAGUUGAGAUACUCCUAUUCACGACAGGCCUCAGUCUACUGGCCUUCACAACGCGUUCGUUCUUUUGGAACUUGUACAUGAACGAAACUAGCAUCGGCUUCCAAGUAGCGAAAACCCCAAACAAACUGAACUGUGAAUUACCGUUAAUAACUGACAAGGAACAACUAUAUCAGUGCGUUUCAUAG